AUGAGAAUCGUGUUGGCGUCGACUUUCAAACAAACGCACAGGUCUCGCACUCUGGCUGACCGGAGAAUCGACUCCUGGGUAUCUGGCUUGCAAAUGGGCUCUUCAUUAGAUCCCCCUCCCACUACAACACUCGUGGAGGUUCGAGACAAACUCACCACAUGGAAUGAUGCCUUGAGUUCGAAGUAAACACUUACCUGCAAAAGAGAAAAAAACAUUACAAUUAAACUUUUAAA
Gryllus bimaculatus (two-spotted cricket) is the source of this 233-nucleotide messenger RNA. The record is from the annotation of a GenBank genome assembly. Lineage: Eukaryota; Metazoa; Arthropoda; Insecta; Orthoptera; Gryllidae.